This is a messenger RNA of Haliaeetus leucocephalus (bald eagle), 2532 nucleotides long. Its product is annotated as toll-like receptor 2. Gene Ontology annotation, molecular function: transmembrane signaling receptor activity; protein binding. Bases 1 to 2532 code for a protein of 843 amino acids. Gene Ontology annotation, biological process: inflammatory response; immune response; toll-like receptor signaling pathway. Gene Ontology annotation, cellular component: membrane. The record is from RefSeq and is a predicted model, not a curated record. The transcript has a single exon. NCBI's taxonomy places the organism in Eukaryota, Metazoa, Chordata, Aves, Accipitriformes, Accipitridae.
AUGCCCGGAUGCCCCUUCCAGCCCCGUCCCUGCUCCUGCCACUGGCAGUACCUCCCCAGCCACCCCACUGCCAUGCCGGAGGCCUUGCGGCCCCCCCCAGCUGCUGGCACCCGGGGGGUUUGGUGCCUGGUGCUGUUGGCCCUGGCAGGGGAUGCGGCAUGGCAGCCGUGCCGCAUUGACGCUGACAACCGGACGGGGCUGUGCAAGGGGCAGGACCUGGUGCGGGUGCCCCAUGGCCUCCCCAGUGGCCUCCACAGCCUCGACCUCUCAUAUAACAAGCUACAGGAGAUCACGGCGGGCGACUUCGCCAGCAUGACCCAGCUACGGCACUUGGAUUUGGGCUACAACAACAUCUCCCGCAUUUCGCCAAAUGCUUUCCUCUCCAACCCCCUCUUGGAGCACCUCCGGCUCUUCAACAACUCUCUCAAACGCAUCCCGGCACUGGCGUUGCAACCGUUGGUCAACCUCCGUUGGUUGGACAUGUCCAACAACCUCUACCGCAGCGUGGCGUUGGAUGGCAUCUUUGGCAGGCUGCAGCAGCUGCGGGAGCUGUCACUGGGUGGGCCGCUGCUGCGGGACAUCUCCCGGGGGGACUUUGCCAUCUUGAAGGACACGGCGCUGCAGAAGUUCGCCAUCAAGUCGGCCUCCAGCCUGCGACGGUACGAAGUCGGGGCUUUCUCGUGGCUCAACACCACGGAGCUGUGGUGCGACAUUGCCUUGGACGAGAGCGCAGCGGCUCUGCCGCUGAUGUUGCGGGACCUGCGGGGCAAACCCCUCAACUACCUGCGUUUCCGUAACCUCUUUGAGUUCACCUACUACACUGGUGACGCCGAUCCCUUUGAUGGCUUGGCCGAGUUGCAGAUCACCAAGUUGGUCUUCUACCGGGGCAAGUUCAACGAGAACCUCCUCCGCUUGGCCCUGCUCAACGUCCAACGUUCCCACGUCCGUGACUUGGCACUGGUGGCCAUUGACUUCGCCCGCUCACCGUGGCAGAACAGCUCCAGCAUGGAGGCGCCUGCCCCACGGCUUGACCGCCUCUUGCUGCAAGACAUCAGCAACCCUGAUGUCCUGCGUUUCGACUGGACCUUCACUUGGUUCAGUGGCGUGGCUGCCCUCUCCAUCAUCAAUGUUAACUUCAACUAUGUCCCCUGCGAUGCUUGGGGCGAGAUGCGUAACGUGGAGGCCUUGGACAUCUCCGGCAACCGCCUGGAAGACAGUUAUAUCUAUAACCAACACUGCCACUAUGAGGGUGUCAUGCCCAAGCUGGAGAGCUUUGUCUUGGCCACCAACCAGCUCCUGAGCCUGGCUGUGGUGGCCACCUUGACAAGGACCUGGCCCCGGCUCACCCACCUUGAUGCCAGCCACAAUGGCUUGGGCAGCCUGCAGGAGACGUGCCAAUGGAGUUCUACCUUGCGUUGGCUGGCCCUCCACCACAACCGGGUGACGGCAGGCACCUUUGGGUGCCUGCCCACCACCCUUGAGUACCUGGACCUCUCCUACUCACAGCUUGACCGCUUGGACAUGGACUACUUCACCCGAAGCCCCUGGCUGCAGGAGCUGCGGUUGAGUGGCAAUAAGAUCAAGUUCAUCCCCUCUGAGUGGAGAUGCCCCCGUUUGGAGGUGCUGGCCAUCGACGGAAACUCCUUUGGUGUCAUCAACCAUGGGUCUUUCAUCAAUAUGCCGCGGCUCAUUAGCCUGGCAGCCGGCAACAACCCCUACCACUGCACCUGUGACCUCUACCUCUUCUUGGAGGAGACGUGGCGACGGGGACGACCCACCUUGACCGACUGGCCCCACAACUGGACCUGCUACCAUCCCGAGCCACUGCUGGAUACGGCCGUGGCCGCUUACGCCCCACGUCCCUUGGAAUGCAAUGUGCCAGCGUUGGUGGCCGUGGCGGUGGCCAGCACGGUGGUGGCAGUGGUGGCGUGUGCCGUGCUCUGCUGGAAACUGGAUGCCGGUUGGUACCUGCGAGCCACAUACCAGUUGGUGCAUGCCAAGUAUGGCAGGCGGCGGACAGGUGCCACACGGCGAUGCUCCUACCACGCCUUCAUCUCCUACAGCUGUGCCGAUGCCGGCUGGGUUCGCCAGGAGCUUCUGCACCGGCUAGAGAGCACCACACCACCAUACAGGCUCUGUAUCCACGAGCGGGACUUCACACCGGGCCGUUGGAUCAUCGAUAACAUCGUGGAGAACAUUGAGAGGAGCGCCAAGGUCAUCUUCGUCCUCUCCCGCAGCUUUGUCGACAGUGAGUGGUGCAACUAUGAGCUCUACUUUGCCCACCAACGUGCUGUGGGGCUGGGCAGUGAGGAUGUCAUCUUGGUGGUGAAGGAACCCAUUGAUGCUCAGGGUUUGCCCCGGCGUUUCUCCCGGCUCCGGAAGAUGUUGGGCACCAAGACCUACCUGGAGUGGCCCCAUGAACCCGGGAGACAACCCUUCUUCUGGCUUCAGCUUCAUAGCCUCUUGGGCAGCCCUGGGGGGCUCGGUCCUGCUGCCGGCGAGGAAGAGACAGCCGUGGAUGCCACCACGUAG